AUGUCUUCCAAGUACUUUCGACGGCCGGAUGAGAGUAGUGGGAGUGAGACGUCGGGGAGUGAGGAUGAGGAGGAGGAGGAAUCUGCCUCCCUAAGCAACGAUCUCUCAAAUAUUGAAAUCUCCCACACCGGCUCGCACGAAUCCAUCGCCAUCGACAAGAACGGUGGUGCUUUGGGACGAGAUCUCCUCAUUCACGCACUCCUCGAAGAACGAUGCCUCAAUCAAGUCCGCAGCGAGUGGAAUGGUCGCGAGGAAGGUGCGAUUCGGCAGGAGGCUCAGAGGAGGUAUCAGUUGCUGUGUCAGCAUCUGGCGCCGUUGAACUUGUUCUCGGCCGGGUUGGAGGGGGGUGAGCAUGGGGCUAAUAGGCAGUGGGUGCGAGAUGGCUUGGAUAGGUUGCCUCUCACUGGCAACCCUUCGACUUCACGGGCGUUGCAACGCGGACAGAGAACGCCGGUCCCGGGUCCGUUGAGACGAUAUUUGACAGACGGAGGUGCCUCACCUAUCUCUCGAAAUGGCAUAUUCAGCCCUGCAUCACCUUUUCGAGGAUCAAUGCAGCUAUACGAGCCUCAGACCCCACGUUACGCAAGCGAUUUCGAACACAUCGGUUUGCUUGGGAAGGGAGGGUAUGGAGAAGUUUACCGGGCGAAGCACAGAGUUGAUGGGCAAGUGUAUGCUGUCAAAAGGGUGCCAAUGGAUCCUGUCAAGAUCAGACGUACACAAGACGAUGGCCCUGAUGGAGAGGCUGCGGUGGACGAGAUCCUGAAAGAAGUUCGCUCACUAUCCCGGCUGUCUCACCCCAACAUUGUUCGCUAUAACAGCAGCUGGGUCGAAAUGUCGCCGACAAGUAGCUUUCAACCGCCUUCCAGCAGUCCAGAUACCGACUCGGAUGCUGUGCUCGGAACCACACCUCCGCUAUCGUUUGGAGCAGUAGCUCUGGACCGCAUCAAAACACAGACCGACACGACAGAAGAUAUGGGUCCUGGUAUCGCCUUCGACAGUGGAUCUCGAGAGGUCACAGGCGGUCGGGUUUCAAACAAUCACCUUCUGAAAAACACCAACGAUCACAUCAGCGAAAGCUAUGUCACGACCUCAGAAAAUGCCAGUCGGAAUGAUCGCCAGCUGUCUAUUCCAGGCCCAACCGUUGCACUCUACGUGCAGAUGGCGGAAUAUCCAAUGACUCUCGCAGACUUCAUAUCACCGAAGAAGAAAACAGAAGUCCAGCCGCUGGCCCACUGCUUUCAUUUUGAGCCAUCAAUACAAAUCCUCCUGGCCAUCUUGGAAGGCGUGGAGUACAUGCAUGCACAGAAAGUCGUGCAUCGGGACCUAAAGCCAGCGAAUGUCUUUCUGAAAGUCGAAGACAACCCCAAGCCAAACCCGAGCUGCAUCGACUUGUCGUCGUGUGCUGAUUGUAGGGCACAGAAGGUGACUGGCCCUGCUAACUUGAGCGUGUGUAUUGGCGACUUUGGCCUUGUUACGAACAUCACGCAGACUGGGGACCAGGACGUCUCGCCUCAGCGAGCUGUGGGUACCGAGAUUUAUCGCCCGGCUACGAGCAACGACAACUUCAGUCCACGGCUGGAUAUAUUCGCCGUAGGGGUGAUUGCGUGUGAGUUGCUAUGCAAAUUCGACACCCAGAUGGAGCGGCGACAUACGCUGCACGAGUUGAGGCAUGGAAAGUACCCGAAGCACUUUGCCAGUUGUGCUGGUCAACACGCCUCGCGGAUGAGGGAGUGUGUUUCCAGCAUGCUGUCUGAUGAUUCGGACGGUCACACUGUGGGGGAGUUGAAGGAUAUGCUGUCUUCUAUGCUGGUGAGCGAGGAGCCGGCGAUGAAGGUGGUGGCGAAAGAGGAAGUGGUUCGGAGUUCGAGCACUUGA
Messenger RNA from Zasmidium cellare ATCC 36951, 1875 nucleotides. RefSeq lists its product as uncharacterized. The record is from RefSeq and is a predicted model, not a curated record. Gene Ontology annotation, molecular function: protein kinase activity; ATP binding. Lineage: Eukaryota; Fungi; Ascomycota; Dothideomycetes; Mycosphaerellales; Mycosphaerellaceae. Bases 1 to 1875 code for a protein of 624 amino acids. Gene Ontology annotation, biological process: protein phosphorylation. The transcript is spliced from 5 exons.